Trichoderma asperellum CBS 433.97 is the source of this 1533-nucleotide messenger RNA. RefSeq lists its product as uncharacterized. The record is from RefSeq and is a predicted model, not a curated record. Gene Ontology annotation, biological process: regulation of DNA-templated transcription. Gene Ontology annotation, molecular function: zinc ion binding; RNA polymerase II transcription regulatory region sequence-specific DNA binding; DNA-binding transcription factor activity, RNA polymerase II-specific. Lineage: Eukaryota; Fungi; Ascomycota; Sordariomycetes; Hypocreales; Hypocreaceae. Gene Ontology annotation, cellular component: nucleus.
AUGGAUGCCAAGGGAGGCGGAAACAAGGUGGUGGAGCGAAGCAGGCUGGCUGCUAAAGGCGAUGCGGCCGAGCGCAACAAGGAUAAGGAUCGCAAUGCGGCUGGAGGUGCAGGGAAGAAUCCUAAGAAGAGACGCAAGGUUAACCACGCUUGCGUGUAUUGUCGCAGAUCUCACAUGACAUGCGAUCUUGAGCGGCCAUGUACUAGAUGCAUUAAGCGAAAUAUUGGCCACCUCUGCCACGAUGAGCCCCGCGAAUCAGAGCCAAAGAAAAAGACGGCUACCGCCAAAACCGCCUCAACAGCUUCCGUAGAUGAUUCCGACACCAUGUCGCAGUCUGAUUUGGGUCACAGCUCCAUCUCGAGCGCCAUGGGCCCACCCCCAGCUUUCGAUGGCGCCAGGCAGAGGGCAAAUUCGGGCAUGGGGUCUGGAGGCGUGCUUGGACAAGGCAAUCCAUUGUCUCUUGUGCAACCCGACACUUCGUCGGGCUUGCAGUCCAGCGCGUUGAGCAGCAACGGUAACGCGAAUCAAUUUGCGGGCUUCUCGGAUGCUUGGCUCACGGCGCAAAAUUUCCAUGAGAUGAAUACCUAUAAUCCCAACUACAUGAUUGGACCCGAGGUCACUCACGAGUUUAACUUACUCAACGACUUUCUACACAACAGCCUUCUCGACGAGAGCAAUAUUGCCUCUAAUGAAGCUCAGAAUAGUGCAGCCUUUAACCGGCCAGGAGGGGCAUCAGAGAUGCUUGGCAGCUUUGGUAGUAACAAUGAUUUAGCAGCAGGUGGCUCCCUACAGGCACAACAUAUUCGAGGGUCCAUGCUACCUCCUCCCAAUGUCGAUAAUAAAACCACUAGGUCUGACAAAGACAAGACGCGGGAAUACUAUCUCCAGGCUGCGGACCCUUCUGGAAACGAUAAUCCAGAAGAGCGUAUGUCUCGCGUGCUCAAGGCCAAGUACGAUGCUGGCUUACUCAAACCUUUUAACUAUAUCAACGGUUAUGCACGGCUCGGCAAAUAUCUGGACGGGCACAUCGCGCCCUCUUCAAAACAAAAGAUUUUGCGGACGAUCAACCAGUUUCGGCCCAAGUUUAGAGAAAAGGCCCAGGGCUUGACGGACAUGCAGCUCGUGUACGUAGAGAUGUGGUUUGAGAAACAGCUGAUGGACUACGAUCGGGUAUUUGCGAGUAUGGCAGUACCGGCGUGUUGCUGGAGGAGAACGGGAGAAAUCUUCCGAGGAAAUAAGGAGAUGGCAGAGCUGAUUAAUGUACCAGUGGAUCAGCUGCGAGAUGGCAAAAUCGCGCUACAUGAGAUCCUCACGGAAGAGUCCAUGGUGCGAUAUUGGGAGGAAUUUGGCACCAUCGCCUUUGAUCCGGCACAUGAUACGUUGUUGACGGCGUGCUCCCUCAAGAAUCCUAGUGAUUCCUCAGAUCAUCCCAUUAUCAAGUGCUGUUUUUCUUUUACGAUACGGCGUGAUGAACAUAAGUUGCCCGCGCUAAUUGUUGGCAAUUUCUUGCCACACGAUCCUCCUGUAUCAUGA